Molecule: messenger RNA, 1947 nt
Organism: Girardinichthys multiradiatus
Lineage: Eukaryota; Metazoa; Chordata; Actinopteri; Cyprinodontiformes; Goodeidae
Exons: 9
Coding region: 303-1577 (424 amino acids)
Source: RefSeq, a predicted model, not a curated record
CGUUCUCUGCGCCGGUCCGUCUUGAUCUGUGUGUCUUACACAUUCCUGUUUGGCCAGGAAAGGGAGAAAAACUCUAUCUAGAUGAGAACAAAUCCUCCAGUUAGGCCUGUUUAGCUGGAUUGUCUGGUUGAAUCAUAUUCUGAGCAGAUGGACAUUGAACGCCUAUUGCCUCGGACGCAGUUUUAACCAGGAUGUUUGUGUCUGUGUCUCUCCCAUGCCUUGGAUAACAGUCGUCCACCACAAAGGUCAGAGGGCAGCUGGACAGGAGUUAGACAGGAGGCUGGGAGUGGGCCAGUAAACCGAUGGAGGAGGAGAGGGAGGAUGGAGCGGGCGCAGCAGCAGAGAACCAACAGCAGCAGAGUUUGAUUCAAACACAAAAUGAAGGUCCGCUCAAAGGGAAAUUAUGGUCCCAGACUCUGAGGACAUUCUGCUGUUUCGUCCCAGUGGCUGCAGUGUGGUUUGUCUGCCAGCUGGAGGCGCUGCCGCACCCCUCUCUGCCACUGGAGCAUGUGUGCUGCAGGGUGUUGUUAGUGUGUUUGCUGUGGGCAGUUCUGGCAGCAGGUAUUUACGUCCUAAGGUGCUGCCUGCGGCCAGGACAGAACCAGGAUAAACCUCUACAGAGAAAACAGCAGGUGGUCAAGCCUGGAAACCACAGAAAUCUGUAUUCACGUCAGCUCUCCAGGAUGCCCUCGACAAGGACCCCAGGCAUUGAGGUUCCUCUGGCCCUGGCUCUGACCGACAGUCUGCUGCUGUGUGUGCUUCAAGAGCCCCUGGAGGACCCCUCUGUGUCCCACAUUGAGGCUCUCCACUCCAGGCUGGAGGCGGUGGCUCACACACUGGAGAAGGUGAACUUUGGGUCGGAGGUGAUACUGGAGGAGGUGGGCCAAGGCACAAGGCUUUCAGGCAAACUAAACCUCCUCUGUGCUUACCUGGAGCAGAGGAUUGGAUCCCUGCAGGCUCUGGUCCAGGUGCAGACAGAUUUUGAGUCCAGUGUUAAAGACUUGCUGCAGGGCCUGGAUGGGCUCUGGAGCCAGUUGGAGGAGCUGCACACUGGGGUGACACUAACCAAGAAGGACAGCCAGGGCAACAAAGACCCGGCUUCAACCCAGGCAGAUGCUGAGUGCUUGGUUUCAGUGUUGGCUCAGUAUCAGAACAAACUGCAGUCCUGUCAGGAUCAUCAGAAGGACAGCACGCAGCUCUUACAGGACUUAACCUGGAGUCACACUCACAUCAGCAGCAAGGUGAACAGUGGCAGCGAGUCCGUCUGGCCCGAGCUUUUGCUUCAGUCCAACAUUGAGGAGUUUGACAAGGUCCAGGAGAGUUUCAGCUCUCUGGAGCAGCAGACCGCCACCUUCAAGACCCACCUCCAGGGACUUGGAAAAGAAAAUCAGACAGAACCUGUUGGGGCCCUUGUUUAUACUAACGGGGCCGAUUCGAUGGUACUUUUGGAUUUGCCUCUGAGGAGUUCAACCCCUCUAGUGACAAAAACACGCUCUCCUUUAUCACUGCGCGAGAGGUCAGCGCUCAAGUUUCCCUCCGCGAUGGGAUGCCUGCCCAAACCUGGGAAGAAAAAGUGAUUUUUUUUUAAAGAUACAGUUUUCACACAUUAGGUGUUUUAUGAUCAGAACUGUUUUAAUUUAUAAAUGUUUUGGCAGAUGUUGAUCAUUUGCUGGCUGCUUCAGAAUUGAGUAUUUAUUUUUGCAUUAAUUACUUUGUAUAGAAUGCUGCUUGCAUAUUUUUAUCCAGAACUCAUAGUUUUAGUGAUGCCGGUUUGUCAGCAGGUGGAUUGAAUAUUUUAAACGCUAGGGGGCAGACUUAUACCAGAUGUUACAAAAAUGAGCAGAACCACUGCCCACCCAUUUCUUCUAAAAAUGCAAAACAUUUGAUUAAGCCUAAUUUUUAAGUGUAUCGUUCUUUUAACUUAAUUACAGUGAAAAAUAUAAGUCA